Scleropages formosus (Asian bonytongue) is the source of this 2791-nucleotide messenger RNA. It is a transcript of the gene mcph1, whose product is annotated as microcephalin 1. NCBI's taxonomy places the organism in Eukaryota, Metazoa, Chordata, Actinopteri, Osteoglossiformes, Osteoglossidae. The coding region runs from base 177 to 2780 and encodes 867 amino acids. Gene Ontology annotation, biological process: mitotic cell cycle. The record is from RefSeq and is a predicted model, not a curated record. The transcript has 15 exons.
UGGGGCUGAGGUGGUUUGUCGUGGAUUUGUAAAUAUGUUAAUUCUUCGUAAAUAACGAUUUUAAGCAUAAAUAAUUGUUAUGUUUCGCUUGGAGGAGGUUACUUCUUGCAGUAUUCAGCGACAUAUCCUGAGGCUGAAAGGUUAGGAAGCUGAAGAGGAUCGUUUCAGAUAGUGAGAUGACAUCAACCUCCACACCUGCAACCGCUCUGAAAGAUGUUGUCGCUUUCGUUGACGUGUGGUCCUCCAGCAGGACAGAGAAUUACUCCAGACCUUUUAUUCGCCAGUUGCAGGACAUGGGGGCGGAGGUAUCAAAGACCUUUAACAAACAGGUGACUCAUGUGGUGUUCAAUCAUGGCCAUCAGUCCACAUGGAACAAAGCCAAGAAAUUAGGUGUCAAGCUGGUCUCCGUUCUCUGGGUGGAUGGGUGUAAAGCUAGUGGUCAGCAUGUGGAUGAAGAGUCAUAUCCUGCUAUAAAUGAGGAGAGCACAGUGAAUAAAGUAGUCAAAAACCGAAAGCAUCGAUGUCUGCAGCCAAGGGAUGUUCUCGAGAAGACCCCGGAUAACAACAGGCGCAUGAAGAGGAAGUUGGACCAGAUGAUAAAAGACCUGGUGCCGUCUUCCCACAUCCCCAUUUCAGACACAUCACCCUUCAUCAUUGAUGAAGAGAGCGCCAUAGUGUAUAGCCCCUUGUCCAGAAGAGCGGAAUCUAUGGCACACCGCUUGAAAGAAAUGAAGGAGAAGAGGGAGAAUCUCUCACCGACUGCCUCACAGAUGGUGGAGUCCCAGCUUUCCUUUGACGAACCUGACGUGGGUACACCAACACAUGAUUCCAUGCAACCAGAAGAUGAGGACUCCAGUUAUAACUUGUCUUUUGAGGAGUUGCAUACAAAGCGUGACAAAAAGGAGGGAAAAUGGAAAGAUUCAAUAAAACUGUCUCAUGCUGGUGUGGGUUCCAGUGGAACUGACAUUGAAAAGAACAAGCCUGAUAAACUACCUCAUAAUACUAAUAUUAAAAAAACUCCAAGUACAUUUAACAGGAAGCAAGUGAAAAAGAAAACGUCGUUGGUAAACUGUGCUGUUGCCUUCUCCGUGGAGAGCAAUGUCAUCCAACCAGCUGCAGAAGUGAGGAGUGAUGGUAAAAUACCUAGAAAAGCACCUUUACAAGGUAGAAGACGAAGGCAAACGGUGGCAAGCUUUAAUCUGGAUGCCAGCAAGAGCAAAAUCCUGGAGUCACCCAUGGAGGAGAUCGGUCGAAACUCUGCAGUGUGUAAGAUCUCAACUCUAGAAAGUAGUCAGGGGAAGAGCAAGAGGUCAGAAACUGCCUCCAUCAUGGAAAGCCCAAAAAAUGUGAAUGCUGUAGGAAGUGACCAAACAAAACUGGCCUCGGAUAAAAAAGCUGUGGUACAUGUUUGUAGAGGACCUACAGUCUCUUUAGAUGAUUCUGCUUCCUCUGGUAGCACAGCAGGCCAGAAGACGGGGGUCAUGAAGGGCACAGAGGUGCCACAACGUCCCCGGCAAAGGAGGAAACCUUCCAUUCCUCUUGACCUGAGGGAACGUAGCAAACCCCUGAGCAUUUCCACCCCAGAUGAGGACACUGUGUUUGAGGACUACUUCUCACCUGCCAACCAGCAGGAUGGGAACCGACAGCGGCGUCCGCUGUCAGUUACCCUGUCACCUGAGUCAGACCCCCUCCCACCCUUUUGUCUGGAGCCCACUCGGAGGAAGAGGAAGAGGGUUGGCAGUGAGGACACCCCUGGAGACAAGAAGAGCCACCUGGAGACCAACACUGGCAGUAAGCACAGAGUUGCUUCAGGGUCUCCUCAGGGAGCUGCCAUGGACAGCAGGGGGACAGGAAACAAGAUGCCCACACCUGAAGGUGCCUCCCUUAACAGAAACAAAGGAAGAUCCAUGGAGGGGCAUGAUCUGCAUGGCUCCAUCAGUGAAGGAGACAGUGACACCAUUGAUCAGACAGAUGAACGGGGGUUUGCAGUCCAUGACCCAGUGUCUCUUGCUGAUGGGUCAGACGAGCAGGACAAACGUGGAACAGAACUACUCAGCCAAGAUGACGAAGAGGAGAGUGAUCAGGGCUUGAAAAGGUGUGGAACUGAGCGUGCAGCUGAUGUGAGCUACACCAGUUCUGAAAUGUAUAGCAGACAGAAAAGGCAGCACAAAAAGAGGGCAGUGAAGGUGGACAGAAAGAAGGCAAAGAGGACAUUAGUCAUGACCAGCAUGUCCUCUGAAAAGAGACACACCGUUCUCCAACUGGUGAACACUCUCAGGGGCUUUUCAGUGGUGGACACUGUCUGUGAGACCACCACUCACGUGGUAACCGGCAGCCCCCGGCGGACCCUCAACGUCCUGCUAGGCAUCGCUCGCGGCUGCUGGAUCCUCUCCUUUGAGUGGAUCCUGUGGUGUCUGGAACACAGACGAUGGAUUCCUGAAGAGCCCUACGAGCUGUCAGAUGACUUCCCAGCAGCACCUAUCUGCCGCCUGCAGCAGCACCUGUCAGCUGGCGAGCACCAGCAGGACCUGUUCUCCAACCAGCCAGCCAUGUUCGUGUCCCCGCAGUCCCAGCCGCCCGCCCCCCACCUGUCCGAGCUCAUCCGACUGUGCGGGGGUACGGUGUGCAAGAGUGUGCGACAGGCGGGCAUCUGCGUUGGAGAAUACCGGGGCAAGAAACCAGAGGGUGCCCGUAGCCUGUCGGAACAGUGGGUGCUGGAUUGCUUGACUCACCUGAAACAACUACCCUACGAAAACUAUGACUUGGAAUGGAAAUCGUAAGGAACGGUUUU